Parathielavia appendiculata is the source of this 444-nucleotide messenger RNA. RefSeq lists its product as uncharacterized. The record is from RefSeq and is a predicted model, not a curated record. The transcript is spliced from 2 exons. The coding region runs from base 1 to 444 and encodes 147 amino acids. Lineage: Eukaryota; Fungi; Ascomycota; Sordariomycetes; Sordariales; Chaetomiaceae.
AUGAAGGGUGCACGUUGCAUUGCCGGCCGAGCCACGACCUGCUCGAAAGCACACCGCGAAGGCGACCCGGAUGCCGUGUUUGCCGUCCAGGAUUCAGGGCAAUACCCGGAGCGCGAUGACGAGGGCGGGUUGCUCCGUGAAGCGACAGGCAAGGGUGCGGUCCGUGCGGCCCGGUACUAUUACUACGAAGCCGUUCGGCAAGCGGCACUGUUCCGCGUCUCCAACCAAGCCGGCAGCGAUGUGUUACCAAACCGGGUGCACCGGCGCGUCAUCCUUUUCGACUACGGGAUUCCUAUCUACAGAGCGGCCUCUCGACAGGCGCUGCUCGGCGCGCUGGUUGACUGCAUCGAGGGACACGAGUCGCUGCGGCAAAAAGCCGGCCUCCUCCACUGGGACAUCUCUAUCGGUAACGUCAUGGUGGGGGACGACAACCGGGGUUCUUAA